This is a messenger RNA of Daucus carota subsp. sativus, 1216 nucleotides long. RefSeq lists its product as uncharacterized. The record is from RefSeq and is a predicted model, not a curated record. Lineage: Eukaryota; Viridiplantae; Streptophyta; Magnoliopsida; Apiales; Apiaceae. Bases 143 to 1051 code for a protein of 302 amino acids. Gene Ontology annotation, biological process: nuclear polyadenylation-dependent rRNA catabolic process; exonucleolytic trimming to generate mature 3'-end of 5.8S rRNA from tricistronic rRNA transcript (SSU-rRNA, 5.8S rRNA, LSU-rRNA); nuclear polyadenylation-dependent mRNA catabolic process. Gene Ontology annotation, cellular component: nuclear exosome (RNase complex); cytoplasmic exosome (RNase complex). The transcript is spliced from 9 exons. Gene Ontology annotation, molecular function: mRNA 3'-UTR AU-rich region binding.
AUUUGGAGCCCAACUCGAGUCACACGCAGCCCUACUUAACUAUCUACUCUUUUCUGGAGCUCUCUGAGAUAUCUCCUCCCCCAGUGUGUUUGUACUAAUUUCAUCAGGUUUUUAUCAUUGAUCGCAGUACAAGUUUAACAGAAUGAGUGCAGUAAAUGUUUCUGCUGAUCUGUCUUCUGAAAUGGAAGUAGAUGCUUUUCGGCGUCUAUUCCCUUUGCGCUUUUAUGAGCGCCAUCUGCUUGAAUCUAUAAGACCUGAUGCCAGGCCUCUUGAAAAAGCUAGAGAUACAACUUUAGCCCUAGGAGCUGUGGCAUCUGCUGAUGGAUCUGCGCUAGCAAAGAUCGGCCUCACUACUAUGUUGGCUGCAGUUAAAAUGGAAGUCAUGACACCUACAACUGAAUCACCAGAUGAGGGUUGCAUAGCUAUUGAUUUUCAUAUGCCUCCAAUUUGUUCUCCAAUGGUUAGACCUGGAAGGCCUGCUGAGGUAGCAACUGUUAUUUCUAAGCAAUUAUCAGAUACCAUCGUAAGUUCUGGCAUGAUUAAUUUGAAGGAUUUAUGCUUGGUCAGGGGAAAAGCUGCUUGGAUGGCCUAUCUGGACAUAUAUUGUUUGGAUGCUGAUGGUGCUCUAUUUGAUACUGCAUUACUUUCUGCUGUUGCUGCCUUUUCUCAUCUGACAAUUCCUGUAGUUUCCUUAAAUGAUGAUGGAAGAGUUGUUGUUUCUGAGGAGACUGAGGGUCAAAAGAUGGAUAAUGAGCCAGUUAAUAAAGAUAAAAGAAAGCUCGAAUUGAACAGCAUUCCUUUUUCAUUGACUUGCAUACUUCACAAGAACUAUGUCCUGGCAGAUCCCACAGCGGAGGAAGAGUCUGUUAUGGAUACUCUUAUGACUGUUGUAUUGAAUUCUUCUUGUCAACUCGUGUCUCUACACAAGCCAGGGGGAACAUUUCUUGCGUAUAAUGCAGCUGUUCAGGAUUGCAUUGCAUUAGCAAGACAAAGAGUGAAAGAACUUCAGAGUAUCUUGACUGAAGCAAUUUCUGAUAUGGAGGUGGACUAAAUAAAAGUAGAUGGUCUUCAGUAUAGACCUCAGUUUUUAGUUCUCUCUCUAGCAUCCGCUAUAAUCUAUUAUGGUGUUGUAGAAGCUUCAGUUUUGUUUGCAGAGCCCUGAGCAGAUUUUUCUAUUAUUAAUAUUAAUGUAACUAUAGCUGAAAAGUGUUUUUCU